Molecule: messenger RNA, 805 nt
Organism: Caenorhabditis sp. 36 PRJEB53466
Lineage: Eukaryota; Metazoa; Nematoda; Chromadorea; Rhabditida; Rhabditidae
Source: the annotation of a GenBank genome assembly
AUGACCGCUCUUCUGACCGUCGUGCUCGACGAGCUCAUCUACCCGGAAACACCGCAUCACUCGUUCAACAUUGCCGACGAGAUGAACGAGAGGAACAAGGUGUUCAAUGAGACGCCGAUGCCACCCGAGAGCUUGCUCCUCCGAUCCGCCAACGUGGUUAUCGAUCAAGUGUUGCAAGUGAAGCCAUACUCGCGGAGCAAAAAGUGGGUCAUGGACUUUUUCGUUGUUGGUGAGUGCAUAAAGUUUAGUUUGCGCGACAAGUGAACAAUAACAAAAUGAUUUUUCAGAGCCGCUCGAAUUUCUGACGUACGGCUUCUUUAUGAACCGCAUUCACACGCUUUACGAGACGCUCGAGAAGAAACUCAUGAAAACAGUACCUCGAAGAUUUGUGGUUGUGACUAGAAGAAACAAAAUAUCGAUAAUCCUAAACGAUCAAACGAUAAAUGUACUGCAUCCGCAAGGAAUCGAAUGGGCGACGGAUUGGCAGCACCAGCUUGUGAGAUUGGCGUUUCUCAAAAACAUUGACCUCAUCAAAGUAUCGUAUUGUGGUGAGCGUUUAGAAAUGACGACGGCCGGCUGUAAUUUUUCCCUUACAGACGCCGAUUUCGCGUUCCUGACAGGACGCAUGAACGAACUUUUGAGCACGUUCACAAGAGUGGAGACUCCACCCGGAUGGGUGCCCGAGAACGGACAGAAAACGUAUCGAAUGUUUGACACCUCGGCACCACCCAGCAAUUGUAAAAGGACGUUCGACGCGAGACCUAGACCGAACCUUCCACCAAAUUUCUGGGGAUACGUUGUUUGA